This is a messenger RNA of Drosophila subobscura, 3674 nucleotides long. It is a transcript of the gene Gld2, whose product is annotated as poly(A) RNA polymerase gld-2 homolog A. NCBI's taxonomy places the organism in Eukaryota, Metazoa, Arthropoda, Insecta, Diptera, Drosophilidae. The transcript is spliced from 4 exons. The record is from RefSeq and is a predicted model, not a curated record. Gene Ontology annotation, molecular function: poly(A) RNA polymerase activity. The coding region runs from base 170 to 3640 and encodes 1156 amino acids. Gene Ontology annotation, cellular component: cytosol.
CAUCCAACACAAACAUUUUUCCGAACGGGUUUAGCCUGAGAUCCAAGUUGGUGACUCCAACGUUAGCACUUGGUUUUCCCCAUUUCCCAUUUCGUGUCCGUAUUUAUUUGGCCAGCCUUUUGUUGAAGUGUGUGCGGCAAACGGUUUAAGGCCGCGUUCAUCUGUAAAUAUGUCCACAGUCAUGGCCGCAAAGUGUGCCACUGCAGGUGCCACUACUACACUGGUGGCAGCCAACUCAACAGCUAAAUGCACUUCCCUGGGUGCCCAAGGAGAAGGAUCGAUGGUGGCAAAUGGAGCAGAGGGAAUGGCUGAAAAGGAAGAAGAUGGAAUGAGAUCUGUGGCCCCAAAUGGUGACUCAGGAGAGGGAUCACGAGCAGAAGCAGCACAGGGCUUGCCCGUGCAGCCAGUGAGUGCUAUCCCAGCAGCUGCAGUCAGCAGUGCAUCGUCUGGUGGUCCUCCUCCUGGCAUGCUUGGCGAGGAUGAGGCGCAGCGAAGUUUGAAGGACCAGAUGCCAAAAAUCUUUCCACGUCCACCCGGGGGCUACAGGUACUCGAUGGAGUUCCUCUACAACAUCGGCACGAGUAUGGCUGGCAUUGUACUGGACAUACCCACAUCGCCAUCGAUAACGCCUCGAAGUAUGCGCACGACGCCGCCACCGCCACCACUGUCACUGUCCUUGCAUCAAGAUGCAUCGCUGUUGUCCAUGUCGCCGCCAGGUCAGACCCAAAUGUCGUCCGGCAGUCGCUACAACAGCGGGGGCAUGCCCGCAACUGUGGUAGCACCCCCAGGACAGUUUAUGUAUCCGGGCUACGUGCACAGUGCACCGCAGCAGCGGCGGUUGUGGCACACGGAGAAUGCCGUGUGGCAAUUCGAUCGCAACUAUCCCUUCAACCAGGGAUAUACCCAACCGUAUGGAGUACCAAUGCUGCCCAUGGGCUAUGAGCAGAACUACGGAGGUGGUCAGCGUGUGUACUAUCCGAAUUACAUGAACCAUUCGCCGGGUGGAAGCAACCGCAUGAGCCAUCGUCACAAUCACAACUCCGCCUUCGCCUCGAACACGGGAAAUUCUCAGCAACAGCAACAUCAACAGCAGCAGCAACAGCAACAACAGAGGCCCACGCAGGUGAACAGCUUCCAGCAGUCCCUGCAGCAACAGCAACAGCCUCAGGGAACUGCUGCGAACCAGCAGAUGGAAGUACCCGCCCCAGGACCUGGACAUGCACCUUCGUUCGAGAAUGGCAACGUUAAUGGAGCACUCUUGCGGCUUAACCGUGCUGGACAGCAACGCAACGUCGGAUCUGGGCGUGGACAGACACCCAACGCUGCCUACAACCAACAGGGAUUCCAGGGCGAGUCAAAGACAUUCUACAACAGUGCUACUGGAUCGGGCGGAUCCCGAUUUAAUCAGGCACACAACCAGCGGAGCUUGUAUCCGCCGAACGGGGAACAGCAGCAGCAACAGCAACAGAAGCAGCAACCGCAAUUAAAUCCGAGUCAAGCGAUGCGCCGCCACAAGCACAACAACAGCUACAAUCCCAUGGAGUACAACAAACCGAUGCCACAUCAGAGCCAACAACCACACUACCAUCAAGCCCGGAAUAUGGAAGAAUUUGGCUACGUCAACUAUGGCCAGAAUGAAGGCGGCAUUCCCGAGACCCAAUCUGGUGCUGGAAUGAUGAGACCUUUGACUGCCCACAGUCCCGUGUCCCAAGCACAGCUCGAUAUGGAACUGGAGGAGCUCUGGACUUCGCUUUGUCCAGAACACUCGACCGAUCGUGCGCAAGACAUAUCCGAGCACGAGCACGAGCAGGAGCAGGAGCAAGAUUUUGUUCAAGAUUGCUCCCUGGAGGAUGGUCAGUCCUUUGCCAGCUGGGCACCCAGCGUCGAGAGCGACCAGUCCGAGGGUGAGCUAAGUGAUGCCUCCAUAGAGUCCUAUGUGCGGAGCAUCACCAUGGAGUGUGUGGCCACGGCAACGGGCACUGAGCUACCCGAUUUGAGUGGAGCCAAUCUGGUGCCCUAUGGCGACAUGAGCCACUUGAAUGGCAUGGACAGUGGCGGUGUCACACCAAGCGUAAGCCAAUCGAAUGGAUUCCGAUUCCCUAUGCUCAGUUCGAUACCAGAACAUGCACAAUUCAGGGAAGAACUGGAGCUGCUGCAGAAGAACGGAGAAGAUACUGAGGAGGAGGACAGAUUCAAGACCCCGGUUGGCUGCUCCAGCAGGAGCACACUCUCUGCGUUCUAUAUGGAUGCAACUCCAGAGUAUCUGCUACCCUUGGACCAAAAGAAUCGCUACUGGCGCGAGUUCUAUGGCUAUACCCCAGCGGAUCGUUUCAUGCUCCGUUGCAAGCACGUGGAAAUUAAGCGUCCACCGCGCACUGUGCCCAGUCGCACCCGCUGGGAGUCCUUGUCUCUGGACAUAUGGAACAAGUUCCUCGAGGCGCAGCAGACGAGCAGCAUCUACAAAACGAAGAUGCGUCUGUGGCGCUUCAUCUACAAUCUGGCUGUGAGCCAGUACCCACGGUAUGGGCUGUAUUUGGUGGGUUCUUCCAUUUCGAAUUUCGGCUCUAAAUGCUCGGACAUGGACAUGUGCAUGGUGGGCUGUACAAAUCCGAACCUUGAUCCGCGCUCCGAGGCUGUUUAUCAUCUGCAAAUGAUGCGCAGCCUGUUGAGCGGCACCAAUAAGUUCCAGGACUUCAACUUGAUUGAGGCCAGAGUGCCGAUACUCCGCUUCACCGAUUGCAAACACAAAGUCGAGAUUGAUAUUAACUUCAACAAUUCUGUGGGCAUACGCAACACGCAUUUGCUGUACUGUUACUCGCAACUGGAAUGGCGUGUCCGACCCAUGGCCCUGGCCGUGAAGCAGUGGGCCCAGCACCAUAAUAUUAAUAAUGCCAAGAACAUGACCAUUUCCAGCUAUUCACUCAUGCUGAUGGUCAUCCACUUCCUGCAGUCGGGCGUCAGUCCCCCGGUGCUGCCCUGCCUCCAUAAGAUGUAUCCGAAUAAGUUUGAGCUGCUCGAUACCGCGAACAGUGGCUACGUGGACAUGAAUGAGGUGAUGGCACCGUACGAGUCGCAGAAUACACAGACCCUGGGCGAGCUGAUGCUUAGCUUUCUGCAGUACUAUAGCAACUUUGAGUUUGGUAAAUAUGCCAUUUCCAUACGUGUGGGUGGACUGCUGCCCAUUGAGUUGUGUCGCGCCGCCACGGCACCCAAGAACGAUAUACACCAGUGGAUUGAGCUGUGCAUCGAGGAGCCCUUCGAUCAGACCAAUACUGCUCGAUCCGUCUACGAUCCGGAUACGUUUGAGCGCGUCCGUGCCAUCUUUUUGUGCAGCUUCAAACGCCUGGAGUCCACUCGGAAUCUCAGGUCUAUAUUCGAGGACUAUGAGGGGCCCACCAUCGCUAUGCGCUCCCCAUCGGUGGACUCGGAGUUCAAGUUACCCUCAUCUGACUCAAACAGUGAGGCGAUCUCGCCACGUUUGCUCAAAAUGGUGGACAAGUGCACCACCGUCAUUUGGGGCGAAAUCAAAGAGAAGUUGCCCCUGCCACCCACAAGCUACAACAGCAGCUCCACCAACACAGUAACUAUCGAACCUCCUCAAAUGGGACUAGCCCCUCAUACAUAUAGAUCUGAUCAUUAGCUUUGCUCUCUGUUCAGAAAAUGUAAAAAAAUCA